UCCGGAGCCAUCACAGACCCAGAGGGGACGGUCUGUGACCAGCACUGCUGCUCCCCCUCCUCAACCCAGCUCCCUGUCCCACCAUGAAGCUCAUCCUCUGCACCGUGCUGUCCCUGGGGAUAGUGGCUGUGUGUUUCGCUGCUCCCCCCAAGACAGCCAUCAGAUGGUGCACCAUAUCCUCUCUAGAAGAGAAGAAAUGCAACAACCUCAAGGACCUCACGCAACAAGAGAGGAUUACAUUGACCUGUGUGCAGAAAGCAACGUACCUGGACUGCAUAAAAGCCAUUGCGAAUAACGAGGCAGAUGCCAUUAGCUUGGAUGGCGGUCAAGUGUUUGAGGCAGGCCUUGCCCCAUACAAACUGAAGCCCAUUGCUGCUGAGGUUUACGAACAAACUGAAGGCUCCACAACCAGCUACUACGCUGUGGCUGUUGUGAAAAAGGGAACCGAAUUCACCGUGAAUGACUUGCAGGGCAAGACCUCCUGCCACACAGGGCUGGGCAGGUCUGCAGGCUGGAACAUCCCCAUCGGGACGCUCAUCCGCCGUGGGGCCAUUGAGUGGGAAGGCAUAGACUCAGGCUCAGUGGAGCAAGCGGUGGCCAAGUUUUUCUCUGCCAGCUGCGUGCCUGGUGCCACCACCGAGCAAAAACUGUGCCGACAGUGCAAAGGGGACCCCAAAACCAAGUGUGCCCGCAAUGCACCUUAUUCUGGAUAUUCUGGAGCUUUCCAUUGUCUGAAAGAUGGAAAAGGAGACGUGGCUUUUGUGAAGCACACAACUGUUGAAGAAAAUGCCCCAGAUCAGAAGGAUGAGUACGAGCUGCUGUGCUUGGAUGGCAGCCGGCAGCCUGUGGACAAUUACAAGACCUGUAAUUGGGCCAGAGUGGCUGCUCAUGCCGUUGUAGCUCGGGAUGACAGCAAGGCUGAAGAUAUCUGGAGCUUCCUCUCAAAAGCACAGACUGACUUUGGCGUGGACACCAAGAGUAACUUCCACCUCUUUGGGCCACCUGGAAAGAAGGACCCAGUCUUCAAAGACUUGCUUUUCAAAGACUCUGCCAUAAUGCUGAAGCGCGUCCCCUCGCUGAUGGAUUCUCAGCUCUACCUGGGCUUUGAGUACUACAGUGCCAUCCAGAGCAUGAGGAAAGAUCAGCUGACUCCCAGCCCCAGAGAAAACAGGAUCCAGUGGUGUGCAGUAGGCAAGGAUGAGAAGAGCAAGUGUGACCGCUGGAGUGUGGUGAGCAACGGGGACGUGGAGUGCACCGUGGUAGACGAGACAAAGGACUGCAUCAUUAAGAUCAUGAAAGGUGAAGCAGAUGCUGUUGCCCUUGAUGGAGGUCUGGUCUACACGGCUGGUGUCUGUGGCCUGGUGCCAGUGAUGUCAGAACGUUAUGAUGAUGGAAGCCAGUGUGGCAGAGCAGAAGCACAACCAGCAUCAUAUUUCGCUGUGGCUGUCGUGAAGAAAGGCAGCGAUGUCAACUGGAACAAUCUGAAGGGCAAGAAGUCGUGCCACACCGCUGUGGGGAGGACUGCUGGCUGGAACAUCCCCAUGGGCUUGAUUCACAACAGGACAGGGAGCUGCAAUUUUGAUGAAUACUUCAGCGAGGGCUGUGCUCCUGGAUCUCCUCCUGACUCUCGCCUCUGCCAACUGUGCCAGGGCUCUGGGGAAAUCCCACCAGAGAAGUGCGUCGCUAGCAGCCACGAGAAAUACUAUGGAUAUACUGGAGCUUUACGGUGUCUGGUUGAGAGGGGUGAUGUGGCCUUUAUCAAGCAUUCCAUUGUGGAGGAAAACACUGGCGGCAAAAACAAAGCUGAGUGGGCCAAGGAUCUGCAGAUGGACGACUUUGAGUUGCUGUGCACUGAUGGGAGACGGGCAAAUGUUAUGGAUUACAGGGAGUGCAACCUGGCUGAAGUUCCGACCCACGCUGUGGUCGUGCGCCCAGAGAAAGCAAAGAAAAUCAGUGAGCUGCUGGAGAGACAGGAGGAACGGUUUGGAGUGAAUGGAAGUGAGAAAAGCAAGUUCAUGAUGUUUGAGUCUCAAACCAAAGAUCUUCUGUUUAAAGACUUAACCAAGUGCCUGAUGAAACUCCGCCCAGGAGUGACAUACAAGGAGUUCCUCGGAGAUAAAUACUAUGAAGGGAUUUCCAGCCUCAAUACCUGCAACCCGUCAGAUCUCCUCCAGGUGUGCACCUUCCUUCAGAACAACCCCACGCCGUUCCCUCAGCGCACAGCUCGGCGCUGCCCAUCCGUUCCCCGUGAGGAGCUGCAGCCGCCACGAGGGGAGCUCCGCUCAGGUCCCGUGCUCUGGGCUGAACAAACCAACAAACGCUGGCUGCUUUCGGACAGCCUUCCAUCCUUGCCCCUUUUUCUGACGGACUACAACUCCCAGCAGACCACGCGGCGCAGCGUGGGGAGAUACCGGAAGUGGCGUGUGAAACCGGAAGUAGUGUGGCGCGGCCGGAAGCCGCGCAGUGGGGACGUGUGCGUGCAGGCGAUCAUGGCGGGUGCCGUGGAGCCGUACUUGGACUCGCUGCGGCGGGAACUGCAGUCGCCCGGCCCUGCCGCUCUCUCCGUCCUUCUUGCCCUGAUCGUCGUCGCCCUCACGCUCCUGCUCUGGAGGCUCGCGCAAGGCGCAAGGAGCAGCCGCAGGGCCGUGCUGCUGCUGGGCCUCUGCGACGCGGGAAAGACGCUGCUGUUCGCCCGGCUGUUGACAGGCAAAUAUCGAGAUACGCAGACCUCCAUAACUGACAGCUCUGCCGUUUACAGAGUGAGCAGCGACAAGAGCACUAAUGUGACUUUAAUCGAUCUCCCAGGCCACGAAAGCUUGCGGCUUCAAUUCUUGGAGAGGUUCAAGGCUGCAGCCAGGGCCAUCGUGUUUGUGGUUGACAGCGUAGCCUUCCAGAGGGAGGUGAAGGAUGUGGCUGAGUUCCUGUACCAGGUCCUGGUUGACAGCACUGUUCUCAAAAAUGCACCCGCGCUGCUGAUCGCUUGCAAUAAACAAGAUAUCACAAUGGCAAAAUCUGCAAAACUUAUUCAACAGCAACUGGAGAAAGAGCUCAACACCUUACGAGUGACCCGCUCUGCAGCCCCUACCAGUCUGGAUGCCUCAGGGACUGGGGGCCCUGCUCAGCUGGGGAAGAAGGGCAAGGACUUUGACUUCUCUCAGCUGCCCAUGAAGGUGGAGUUUGUGGAGUGCAGCGCUCGUGGCAGCAAGGGAGAGGAGGGAGAUGCUGACUUUGAGGGCCUUGAGAAAUGGCUGGCCAAGAUUGCCUGAACAGAGGAGGGCAGGGUGAGAGGGAGAGACCUGAGGAGGUGGGGGAGUGAAAGAAAAUAGAUGGUUUGAAGUACUUGGAUCUUAUCAUAGGAGAAACUGAAAGCUGGAAAAGCAUUGCGUUGUCUUUCUCUGCUUGGGAGCAUGUAACAAUUACUGGUGUGAUUUCUGCUGUCUCUGUCACAACACCACAUUUUUUCCUUCUCUACUUUUUAUCCCGUGUUGCUGAUCCUGCUGUGGCUUCUGUAUUUCCUUGAAAUCUUUUGCGUUUUUCAUCAUCCAGCUGCCAGGCAACUUAGGAAGGAACAUGCUGCCAGGUGAACCUGUAGUUUGUCCUUUUCUGCUUUGUUUUAGCAUUGCAUUGCUGUCGCUUCGUGGAGUGACUGAUCACCUCCUGAUUUUGACUUCUUUCUGCAGCUUCUUGCUGCUUGGGAGUGCUGCCCUGACAGUGUGCACAGAUUCUCUCCACAGUGUAAUCACUAGGGUGAAUAUAAAAAGCUGUUGUCCUCUUGUCUUCUAUCUCCUUAUUUUUCUAGACUGGUGUAGUCCAGUUUCUGUGUACCUGGAGUAACUUGUUGAAUUUCAAAGGCAAGCUGUUUGAUCUGCCUUUGUCACUGUGCAGUGCCUGUGGUGCCUGGGUCUUUUGGUUGAUUACUUCUGCUGGACAGUUCUUGGGAGUUUUUCUUUCUGUCGGGGCUGUGUCUUGAAAGCUUGUUUCACUCUGUUCCUCUUCCUGUAUUUCAGGCUCUUUUCCUGACUUUGUAAGCACACUCCCUGUGAAUGACAGUUACAGAAUGGUCCUUGCUUGAACCAAUGAAAGUGGCAUAUUUUUGGAUUCAUGUGUAUGUUAGGAGUCAGAUUUGUCAUGCUUGUUGUGUCUCCUGCCUGUCUCCUCUCCAGUGUCUAUGAUAAAGAGACCAUUUUGUGUUUUUCAUCACAGCAGUUGCAGCAAAAUGAAUAGAGAAAGGUGAGCUGAUAGCACAUUAUCGUGGGCAUGAUUCUUCCUUAUGUGGAAGAUGCUCGGUGGAGAAGAUCCUGUGAUCUUUUCCCUGUUUGUUUGAGGUGAUUAAAGCCAAAUCUGCUGCUGUGGGUGAUCUCAUCAGUUAAUCUUCAGGGAAUGCCUGUUGCUGUAGCUCCUGGAGAGGCUCAGCUGGCUGCUCUGAGACUUGGAGCGGAGUCUGACUCGGUGUGCCUUAGACCUGAACUUUCCAAAGAUCCUUUGCUUUCCUGUUUCUUUGCUAUAGCUGGGAACAUUGGUUAUGUGAAGGGAGAACUUGCAGAAGCAUCUGUAUUGGUCAGGUGGGAGAUGAGACCCCAUGCUUCAGUUUUUCCUUUCUGAACAGCAACCUUAAGACACUUGUCAGUUGCCCUGCCCAGCAGCAUGAUGCUCUGGUGGGAUGCUGGCUCCACACAUCUCUGUGAGGAGGGUUGGUCUCCAGGAUUCAGAGCUGGGAAUUGCAAGGUCUUACUGCAUUGAAGUUUUUCCUCUCGUUUUAUUAUUUCCUGUUUAGUUCUAGACAAGGAGCAAGCUUAUGGCUCCCAAUGGACCUUUUCUGUCUUUUGUGGGUUUCUCUCUCAUUUAGUGCUUUCUUAAUGGCUCAUUUGAUCUUUUCCUAUGUUCUUUUCCUUUCUUUCUGGGCAUCCUCUAACUCCUUGUAGUAUUGCCAAAUGUUAGUACUGAUGGGAGGAACAAAAACAGGCUUGAGCAAAGACCUGUGCUCAUAGUGGAGCUCUGACGAUAACCUGGGAGAUGUGCUGUUCCACAUAGGAGGGGGGGAGGAUUGUACUUAGGGAGUGUGUUACAUUUUGGUAUUUGCUGCAGCCGAUGCAUUGCUGAAGUGUGUUUGUUGUGCUUCAGCUCCCUUUGCUGGAGAGUAUUGCUGUUUGCUUGAGUGGUAGUUCUGCUUGCUACCUUCUCUGAAAGCAGAGACUGAGCAUCGCCAUCUGGUGGGAUAAAGUAGCAUGAGGCCCUGUUUGGUUUUAAGUUAUUCUUUUUGAAAAAUAUUUCUGUAAUAAAGCAUUUGACAGAAUGUUUCUUCUCAA
Messenger RNA from Centrocercus urophasianus (Greater sage-grouse), 5306 nucleotides. RefSeq names its product ovotransferrin. The record is from RefSeq and is a predicted model, not a curated record. NCBI's taxonomy places the organism in Eukaryota, Metazoa, Chordata, Aves, Galliformes, Phasianidae. The transcript is spliced from 24 exons. Gene Ontology annotation, biological process: iron ion transport; antibacterial humoral response. Gene Ontology annotation, cellular component: extracellular region; plasma membrane; early endosome. Bases 84 to 3266 code for a protein of 1060 amino acids.